This is a messenger RNA of Drosophila sulfurigaster albostrigata, 801 nucleotides long. RefSeq names its product peptide deformylase, mitochondrial. Gene Ontology annotation, biological process: N-terminal protein amino acid modification; peptidyl-methionine modification. The transcript is spliced from 2 exons. NCBI's taxonomy places the organism in Eukaryota, Metazoa, Arthropoda, Insecta, Diptera, Drosophilidae. The coding region runs from base 52 to 663 and encodes 203 amino acids. Gene Ontology annotation, cellular component: mitochondrion. Gene Ontology annotation, molecular function: peptide deformylase activity. The record is from RefSeq and is a predicted model, not a curated record.
AUCGAUAUAAUAGUAAGAUCCCCUAAUUAUCAGUCAUUAGUGAAAAGAAUAAUGUCGGCAGAACUUACCGCUCGCACGACUCCGCCGUACAAUCAUUUUACGCAAAUUGGCGAUCCAGUCUUACGGCAACGGGCUGUGGAAGUUGAAGACGAUCGCAUAGACAGCAAAGAGAUCAAUGAUAUUGUGGAGCAAAUGGUCAACGUGCUGCGCCACUACGACUGCGUUGGCGUCGCAGCACCCCAAUUGGGCGUUCCACUACGCAUCAUUGUCAUGGAGUUCCGCGAGGGCAAGCGGGAGCUAAUUCCACCAGAAAUAUACGAGCAACGCAAAAUGGCCACGCUGCCGCUGGCUGUAUUUAUCAAUCCGAAACUCGAGAUAAUCGGCGACGUUAAGCACACGCAUCCCGAAGGUUGCAUGAGUGUGCGCGGAUUUUCUGCCCAUGUACCACGAUACGAUCGCGUUCGCGUUACCGGCAUUGGAAAGCUUGGAACGCCAGAGCAACUCGAAUUGGAGGGAUGGAGCGCACGUAUUGCCCAGCACGAGGUUGACCAUUUAAAUGGCAUCGUUUGCAUUGACCGCAUGGAUGUUUCAACUUUUACUUGUGUCACUUGGGAGCAAAUUAAUGCAGCUGGCGGACGCGCGGUUAUACCGUUUGAUAAAUAAACAUUUGUUUGAAAAUUGUAGAGCAUCGAUAUAUCGAUGUUUUGGAAAAUAUACCAAAAUAACGGAUAUAUGGCAAAUUAAUAUACAAAUCCAAUAUGUUUCAGAAACGUGCAUAAUAAAUCAGUUAAACAUAUUUAA